Messenger RNA from Ziziphus jujuba (common jujube), 1593 nucleotides. RefSeq lists its product as uncharacterized. The transcript has 4 exons. NCBI's taxonomy places the organism in Eukaryota, Viridiplantae, Streptophyta, Magnoliopsida, Rosales, Rhamnaceae. The record is from RefSeq and is a predicted model, not a curated record. The coding region runs from base 354 to 1079 and encodes 241 amino acids.
ACCGUCUCUUGCGCACGUUUUCGAUUCACACCAGUCUCUGGCGCACACAUACAAACACUUGUUGUGUGUGUGUGUGUGUGAGAGAGAGAGAGAGUGUGUAAGCAAAGAGCGAGGGGAAGAGAUAGAGAGAGAGAGAGAGAAUAUUAUGUCCUGACCGUACGUUGAAGUAAAACCAAAGAAAUGCCAUAGUCCCCGCAAAGCCACAGAUCAUCAAAACACUAAAACCCCCUCCAAGAAUUGGAUUUGGCAUUCUCUUUUUCUCUCAAUUCUCAGCCACCACCCUUGACCUUCCUUCUCUAUUGGGAUAAUUUGGAUAUUAAAUUUUUUUUUUUUUUUAAAUUUUUGUGCUUACUAUGGGAAAGAGAAAACGACCCUCUGAUCACAAUCAGACCCAACCUCCCAUUUCUUCUUUUUCUCCUCCUUCUUCGGACACCAUGCCAUGCUCCUCAGGAAUGGAAUUAUUAUCAGAAGAGUUUUUGCAGAAACCUUCACAUGCAAUUGAUUCUAGUGAACUAAAGCCUCUUUCAUCUGUGAUGGACCUUACUGAUGGUGCUGUGAAGCUGCGAAAUGGGCAUCCUUCUAUUGCCCAUCAUCAUCAGACCCUGGGCCGAUCGAUUUUCCUAAAACGUUCUCGUCAUUACUAUGGUCAUCAAUACUCUAGACGUAACUCGGCCAAUCUUGCCAAUGCAUCAACUUCUCGUGGCAAAGGUCCUGCUUUGCAUGAUGAUAAAUUCUCCUUGAAAUUGGCUACCCAAUUCAACUCAGAUUUCGGAAGGCAAUUAGAAAAUAGGGAAAAGGCAUUUUGCAGGCCUGAGAGAAUUAGGUCUAGCUCCUUGGUAAUGGAUGCAACAUCACUCGAUUUAGUCAAAAUGGUUUGUGGGAUCUGUCAGAAGCCACUGAGACGAAAGCCCUUUUUUCUUGGUGGUACACUCUCUUCUACUGAACUUUCUGUCGUGGCAGUUUUAGUUUGUGGUCAUAUUUAUCAUGCUGACUGUUUGGAGCAAAAAACAAGCUUCGAGGACAGACGGGAUCCACCCUGCCCGUUAUGUCUGGAUUCAUUAACCAAGGUUGAUGACUAGAGAAGUGUAGUUUGUAUAGAUGUAGACUCUAUGCCAUGUUACUGGUUAUUUUGAGAUGGAGACAUAGUUACAUGGAAAGCUUAGAAGGAAAUAGAGGGAGCUCGUUUGCUAAGCUGACUGUUUGACAGGUUAGGAUUUGGGCUUUGGAGUCCGUUGCGAAUUUUAAACCUGCUAAAGAGAAUUGACACAGUAAGCAUCCAAUUAUUUGGAACUCAGGCUAGAAAGAAGAAAAUAAAGUAGUGCAGGCAGAUUAGGAGAAGCUACUUAUCUCGUGUAGUACUAAUGUAACAAAUCUUAGUUAAUGCAGUGUAUCGGAUGCCAUAAAUAUACUAUGCAAUCAUGGAUAUCAUAUGGGUUUAAAACUUCUGUAACAUGUUGCUUCUCGCUUUGAGAAGGACAUGGAAACAGAUGAUGUUGUUGUACUUGUAUAUGUCCAAAUCCAUGCUUUGUGCACAUUUGCAUGAAUGUACAGAAUGACAUAAAAAGUAUAACUUCAAAGCAAAAAUGUUUUCGA